AUGAUAUCACAAUCUGAAACUCAAAUAAAAGAGGAAAAAGUGGAGGUUGAAAGUACUGAUAAAAAAACAAAGGAAGUUAUCUCUGAACAACAAACUAAAGAAAAUACAAACACUGAAACUCAAAUAAAAGAGGAAAAAGUAGAGGUUGAAGGUACUGUUAAAGAACCAAAGGAAGUUACCUCCGAACAACAAACUAAAGAAAAUACAAACACUGAAACUCAAAUAAAAGAGGAAAAAUUAGAGGUUGAAGAUACUGGUAAAAAAGCAAAGGAAGUUAUCUCCGAACAACAAAUUAAAGAAAAUACAAACACAAAGUUCAUAGAAGGUAAGAGUGAUCAUUCAAAUUCCAUCGAAUUAGAUGAAUCAAUUCGUUGCGACUUAUGCAAUGAAAAUUAUAAAAAUAAUAUAGCUUUUGCACUACAUUCGAUCAAACACAGCACAGAUGGAAAAUAUUCAUGCCAUAUGUGUGAAUAUAAAAAGGCAUCAAAGUAUCACAUAGAACUACAUAUACGCACCCACGAAGGCACUACUAAAUAUAAAUGCGAGAUUUGUAACAAAGCAUUUGCUGUCAGUACUCACGCUAUUGAACACAAAAAUGUGCAUACAGGCGAAAAACCUUUUCUAUGUGAAAUAUGUGGUAAACAUUUCAUGUUUUCGUGGUUCCUCACUUCUCACCGCAGGGCUCAACAUUGGGAAAUUAUUACUGGUUGUCCUUUAGUUAAAUUUGACUGCUUGAAAUGUAACAAGCAUUACACUUCAGCUACAGGAUUGCGGCGACACAAUUUGAGCAAACACAACGAAACAAAUUCAGAUAUGUUCGUACUAUGUGAAAUAUGUGGAAAAAGACUUUCUAGUAAAGAGAAACUGAAAUUCCACAUCAGAAUUCACACCGGUUACAAACCGUUUAGUUGUCAAAGCUGCAGCAAAAGCUUUUCAAGAAAAGAACAACUUAAAGAACACGAUAGAGUACAUACUGGUGAGAGGCCGUACGUUUGUCAAUCCUGUGGACGGGCGUUUACUCAAAGAAGUCCUCUGAAAAUUCAUGAAAGAACUCACACAGGUGAAAGGCCAUAUACCUGUAUUAUAUGUCAAAAAGGUUUUAUUUCAAAAGGAGUGAUGGAUACUCAUAUGAAAAAAUGUGGACUCUAUAAAUAAAGUCUUAAAUUUAUUUGGGAUGCCUAUUCUUUAGAAUUGGAUAAUCUGAACCGUUCAUGAACUGUAAUAUUUAUUGUUCUUAUAAUAAAGACUUUUGUUGCAA
Messenger RNA from Aethina tumida (small hive beetle), 1258 nucleotides. Its product is annotated as oocyte zinc finger protein XlCOF20-like. Bases 1 to 1155 code for a protein of 384 amino acids. The record is from RefSeq and is a predicted model, not a curated record. NCBI's taxonomy places the organism in Eukaryota, Metazoa, Arthropoda, Insecta, Coleoptera, Nitidulidae. Gene Ontology annotation, biological process: regulation of transcription by RNA polymerase II. The transcript has a single exon. Gene Ontology annotation, molecular function: DNA-binding transcription factor activity, RNA polymerase II-specific; RNA polymerase II cis-regulatory region sequence-specific DNA binding. Gene Ontology annotation, cellular component: nucleus.